GCUGUACCCGGUGAAGGACAUCCGAACUCAGCCCAAGUCUCAACAGCACAUCUCGUCUCCAUAGCCGAGAGAACUGGAAAAAUAACAGUUUCGCGUUUCUGGCUACGGCGAUCGGGAGCGACUACUGGUACAUUAUUGCGGUGAACAGAACCAACCGGACCGAUACAGACGUUUCGGAUUCCCAUUCCGGACUGUGGCUAACUUAUGAAGGUCAGAAGGUGUAUUCUUACACAUUUAACUCCCCCAACUACUCUGAACCUGAGAUGCACAUGUUGAACAUGCACAGUGCGAUUGUGGUCCUAUUGCCUCUAAGCCUGGUCCUGCUGGUGUUCGGAGGCAUCUGUGGAUUGAUCAGUUCCCUGGCCCGGAGCCCCACACUCCUCACUGGCACCGCCUCCUAUCUCAUCCUCUGCAGUGUUCUGACCCUCUCUGGUGUCAGCCUGUACAUCAGUUACUCCCAACAGGCGCUGGCUGAGACUGAGAGGCUGGUGGGGGCUGAGCGUUUGGCCCAGGUGGUCAGCACCUCUUUCGGCUGGUCCCUCGCCCUGGCCUGGCUCUCCUUCUGCCUGGAGGUCAUCACUGGCCUGCUGCUGCUGCUAGCUGCACGCCUAGCCACCCUGCAGCACGGACCACAAGGCCACGGCUGGCCUCUCCAUGUUGUAACCUAACCCAAGAGGCAGAUGUCACAAGAACUGGAUAACCAACUGGCCCAGAACUGUACCUUGAAUUUUCUAAUUAUUUGUAUAUGUGCCUAUCUGGCACCACAAAUUAAGUUCCCUCUGGAAAAAUUGUUCUUUAAGUAUUUUUUUUUUUUCAUCCAAAAUGCCAUAUGUGGUUUAGUCUAUGGGCAAAACAGUUGAGAUUUAGUGCCAUCUUUUGGUGUGAUAAGUCACUACAUUUCAAUUGACAAAUGCCCCCAAAUACCAAAUUGUAUUAUUGUGGUCCUAUAGGAUGAGAAAUGAAAUGUACUAGAACUACGGGCCUCAACCACAAGUCACUCUGAAUGGCUGUUAGCGGUCAAGGGGUGUCAUUUUAGAACAUUGACAAGUGAAGGGUAAUAGGAAAGAAGUAUGUAUCAUGAGUGGAUGUACUCAAAGCAAAAGCCAUAGUAGAAAUACUCAGAGCAGACUCAGGGUGCAUCUCAAGUGAAUCCUUACCACUGCUACACCUGGCUAUCAGCGGAGCCUUGUCUGGCAGCAAAACAGUUAAUUCAGCCUCAUUUACUGCCUGUUUUAAAAAACAUAGCUGAUAUGGCUGACUUGCCUCAACAAAUGUGAUUUCUACUGUCAAUUGAGAUGUACAAACUAUGGCAUUAAAAAGUGAUGAGUGGAUAAGAGGCCAUCUGUAAUUUUGAUUAAGAAAUUAGGAGACUAAAUUACUUGGCGUUACCUUAGAUUGUAAGCUGUCAUGGUCAAAACAUAUAGAUUCAAUGGUUGUAAAGAUGGGGAGAGGUCUGUCUGUAAUAAAGAGAUGCUCUGCUUUUUUGACACCACACUCCAAAAAGCAAGUUCUGCAGGCUCUAGUUUAGUCUAAUCUUGAUUAUUGUCCAGUCGUGUGGUCCAGUGCUGCAAGGAAAGACCUCCUCUUCCUUGUAAUCAGAGGCCUGAUAUAAAUACUAUGCAUGUCAGUCUCUCUUAGCUAAGAGUUGAGGAGAGACUGACUGCAUCACUUCUUUUAAUAAGAAACAUUAAUGUGUUGAAAAUCCCCAAUUGUUUGCAUAGUCAACAUACACACAGCUCUGACACACACUUACCCCACCAGACAUGCCACCAGGGGUCU
Messenger RNA from Salmo salar (Atlantic salmon), 1779 nucleotides. RefSeq names its product transmembrane protein 235b (gene tmem235b). NCBI's taxonomy places the organism in Eukaryota, Metazoa, Chordata, Actinopteri, Salmoniformes, Salmonidae. Gene Ontology annotation, cellular component: apical plasma membrane. The record is from RefSeq and is a predicted model, not a curated record.